Molecule: messenger RNA, 2057 nt
Organism: Gopherus flavomarginatus (Mexican gopher tortoise)
Lineage: Eukaryota; Metazoa; Chordata; Testudines; Testudinidae
Exons: 2
Coding region: 762-2057 (431 amino acids)
Molecular function (GO): catalytic activity
Source: RefSeq, a predicted model, not a curated record
UCACCCCCAACAGUUAAGGAGGCGAAGCCUCAUACCCCUAAGGCUGGGAGGUCUGCUGCCACCACUGAUAAUAAGAAACGUAGGGUAGUGGUGGUUGGAGACUCUCUGCUGAGGGGGACGGAGACACCCAUCUGUCGCCCUGACCGUUCAUCCCGGGAGGUAUGCUGCCUGCCAGGGGCCCGUAUCCGAGAUGUUACAGAGGCUUUGUCGAGGAUUAUCCGGCCUUCUGACUACUAUCCCAUGCUACUCAUCCAUGUGGGCACAAAUGAUACUGCGAGGUGUGACGCUGAGCAGAUCAAGAGUGACUACAGGGCUCUGGGAGUACAGGUUAAGGAGUUUGGAGCGCAGGUGGUAUUCUCUUCGAUUCUUCCUGUUGAAGGUAGGGGUCUGGGCAGAGACAGAUGCAUCGUGGAGGUGAAUGCCUGGCUGCGAAGAUGGUGUCGCCAGGAGGGCUUUGGCUUCCUCGACCACGGGAUGCUAUUUGAGGAAGGACUGCUAGGAACAGAUGGCAUUCACCUUUCGAAGAGGGGAAAGGCCUUAUUUGCGCACAGACUGGCUAACCUAGUAAGGAGGGCUUUAAACUAGGUUCGACGGGGACAGGUGAGCAAACCCCACAGGUAAGUGGGGAACAAGACCUGGGAGAUGGGUUGGAAACAGGAGGGAGCACGGGCUAUAAUGGCAGAGAGGAAGGAGGGUCAGGGCAAAGCUGGGAGGCAAGAUCAAACCAGUAUCUUAGAUGCCUUUAUACAAAUGCAAGAAGUAUGGGUAAUAAGCAGGAAGAACUGGAAGUGCUAAUAAAUAAAUACAACUAUGACAUUAUUGGCAUUACUGAAACUUGGUGGGAUAAUACACACGACUGGAAUGUUGGUGUGGAUGGGUAUAGUUUGCUCAGGAAGGAUAGACAGGGGAAAAAGGGAGGAGGUGUUGCCUUAUAUAUUAAAAAUGUACACACUUGGACUGAGGUGGAGAUGGACAUAGGAGACGGAAGGGUGGAGAGUCUCUGGGUUAGGCUAAAAGGGGUAAAAAACACAGGUGAUGUCGUGCUGGGAGUCUACUACAGGCCACCUAAUCAGGCGGAAGAAGUGGAUGAGGCUUUUUUCAAACAACUAACAAAAUCAUCCAAAGCCCAAGAUUUGGUGGUGAUGGGGGACUUCAACUAUCCAGAUAUAUGUUGGGACAAUAACACCGCGGGGCACAGACUAUCCAAUAAGUUCCUGGACUGCAUUGCAGACAACUUUUUAUUUCAGAAAGUUGAAAAAGCUACUAGGGGGGAAGCUGUUCUAGACUUGAUUUUAACAAAUAGGGAAGAACUUGUUGAGAAUUUGAAAGUAGAAGGAAGCUUGGGUGAAAGUGAUCAGGAAAUCAUAGAAUUUGCAAUUCUAAGGAAGGGUAGAAGGGAGUACAGCAGAAUAGAGACAAUGGAUUUCAGAAAGGCGGAUUUUGGUAAGCUCAGAGAGCUGAUAGGCAAGGUCCCAUGGGAAUUAAGACUGAGGGGAAAAACAACUGAGGAAAGUUGGCAGUUUUUCAAAGGGACACUAUUAAGGGCCCAAAAGCAAGUUAUUCCGAUGGUUAGGAAAGAUAGAAAAUGUGGCAAAAGACCACCCUGGCUUAACCUUGAGAUCUUGCGUGACCUACAAAAUAAAAAGGCGUCAUAUAAAAAAUGGAAACUAGGUCAGAUCACGAAGGAUGAAUAUAGGCAAAUAACACAGGAAUGCAGAGGCAAGAUUAGAAAGGCAAAGGCACAAAAUGAACUCAAACUAGCUAUGGGAAUAAAGGGAAACAAGAAGACUUUUUAUCAAUACAUUAGAAGCAAGAGGAAGACUAAGGACAGGGUAGGCCCACUGCUCAAUGAGGAGGGGGAAACAGUAACGGGAGACUUGGAAAUGGCAGAGAUGCUUAAUGACUUCUUUGUUUCGGUCUUCACUGAGAAGUCUGAAGGAAUGUCUAGUAUAGUGAAUGCUUACGGGAAGAGGGUAGGUUUAGAAGAUAAAAUAAAAAAAGAGCAAGUAAAAAAAUCACUUAGAAAAGUUAGAUGCCUGCAAGUCACCAGGGCCUGA